UCCAUUUACAGGUUCUGUACAGUUAGUGUGUGUGUGUGUGUGUGUUGUAGGAGUGUGUUGUUGGAGUGUGUUGGUGUGUUGGUGUGUUGGUGUGUGUUCAGGUUCAGUUUGGAUAUGGAAGGUUUUGCAGCAGUGUUUAUUUUAUCGUUGCUGAUUGGAGCCUUAAUUAUAUUAGUAGCUUUAGCUGUUAGCAAACAGAAAGAUAAACAACAUGAACAAGUCCAACAGGACCAACCCGCAGCAAGUGAGAGUUUGGUGAAAUCCGGUCCGUCUAAGAAGCAGCUGAAGCAGCAGCAGCGGCCCAAGAAAGACAAACCACAGCAGCACACGUUCAGCCAUCAGCUGCUCGCUUCAUCUCUAAAGAGUCACAAUGGGAAUAUAACCUGCCUGGAUUUCAGCAGUAAUGGAAAAUAUUUGGCCUCGUGUGCUGACGACCGAACCGUGAGAAUCUGGAGCACCAAAGAUUUUCUGGAUCGAGAUCAUAAAUGUCUGCGCGCCAACGUGGAGUUUGACCAUGCCACGCUCGUCCGCUUCAGUCCCGACUCUCGCGCUUUUAUCACAUGGCUGGCGAACGGAGAGACGAUACGAAUAUUCAAGAUGACUAAGAAAGACGACGGGACCUUCAUUUUCAAAGCCGCUCCGGAGGACUUUCCCCAAAAACACAAAGGAAUCGUCAUCAACAUCGCCAUAGCAGAGACAGGAAAGUUUAUAAUGACGGCGUCGGUCGACACCACCAUACUGAUCUGGGAUCUGAAAGGAGAAGUUUUAGCUUCAAUUAACACCAACCAGAUGACCAACUCGUACACGGCGGUUUCACCCUGUGGCAGGUUUGUAGCAUCGUGUGGUUUCACUCCGGAUGUGAAAGUGUGGGAGGUGUGUUUCACUAAAUGCGGAGAGUUUAAAGAGGUCACUCGUGCCUUCGACCUGAAAGGACAUAAGGCUGGAGUUUAUCACUUCGACUUCUCCAACGACUCACGCAGGAUGGUGUCGGUAUCUAAAGACGGCACGUGGAAGCUUUGGGACACCGAUGUGGAGUACAAGAAGCAGCAGGACCCGUACCUGCUCCGGACUGUACCCUGUCAGGUUUCAGAGGGGAGUCGUGUCGCCCUGUCUCCGGACGGACGCGCCGUGGCGGUUUCUAACGGCAGAGACAUUUACAUGUACAGCGCGAACACGGGCGAGCUAGAGCAGGAGUUUCACAACGUUCACAGUGAGGACAUCACCGACCUCAGAUUCGAUAUCAAUAACCGGUUUCUGGUGAGCACCGGCGACCGAGCCAUCCGGGUCUUCCACAACGUGACGGGUUACCGUGCCGCCAUCGAGGACAUGGAGGCCAUGCUGAAGAAGAGCACCAACAAUGGUGUGAAGCAGAGGCUGCAGCAGCAGAUCACCGACGCCCAGAAAGCUCUAGAUUCUGUCCUCAAUACACAAAAAAGCUGAGUGUUUGAGAUGAAGGGUUUUUUUUAAGUUGUUGAGUGAUUUUGGCAUGUUGGUUUUAAUAAAUAAAUCAAUAGUGUUCUUAA
This is a messenger RNA of Trichomycterus rosablanca, 1523 nucleotides long. It is a transcript of the gene tbl2, whose product is annotated as transducin beta like 2. Lineage: Eukaryota; Metazoa; Chordata; Actinopteri; Siluriformes; Trichomycteridae. The transcript is spliced from 7 exons. Gene Ontology annotation, cellular component: endoplasmic reticulum. Gene Ontology annotation, molecular function: protein binding. The coding region runs from base 115 to 1440 and encodes 441 amino acids. Gene Ontology annotation, biological process: endoplasmic reticulum unfolded protein response. The record is from RefSeq and is a predicted model, not a curated record.